Messenger RNA from Dreissena polymorpha, 2825 nucleotides. Its product is annotated as protein PIF-like. The transcript has 9 exons. Gene Ontology annotation, molecular function: chitin binding. The coding region runs from base 63 to 1268 and encodes 401 amino acids. The record is from RefSeq and is a predicted model, not a curated record. Gene Ontology annotation, cellular component: extracellular region. NCBI's taxonomy places the organism in Eukaryota, Metazoa, Mollusca, Bivalvia, Myida, Dreissenidae.
CGUUUACUUGGGAGGAUCAUCUUGUCGAAAGUAUUUAUCUCAUAUUUAUUCAAUAGAUCACCAUGAGACUGCAGGCGGUGUGCUUACUGUGGAUCCUGCAGACAGUCCAGGCUCAGGUCCAAGGAACCAAAGAUCCGAGCGUGUGCGAUGGUGCGGUGAUGCGCCAUGGCGUCGGGUUCAACCCCCACCCCUCCGACUGCUCUAUGUUCGUUCAAUGUUUCGAGUAUCCGGGCGGUCGGAUGAGCCCCGUGUACAGGUCGUGUGAGUACGGGCAGUUCUGGGACCACGCCAAGCUCCGAUGUCUACCCGCUGACAGUGUCAACUGCCCACACGACAAAUGCAAGACGGGCGUCAAGUCGUACAUGCACUCGGACCGGAACCAAUGCGGAGCAUUCUGGGAGUGCCUGAACGGAAAGGCGUACGGCCGCUGCUGUCCCGACGGCGAGGCCUACAGUUCAGCAAAGGGGUGCGUCGCAAGCAAAACAUGUACCGACAUGUGCCCCCUUAAGGAUCGUGUUCCAGGGUGCGGCAGACGGCCAAUUUCCGGAGCUGCGACCAAGUAUGAACAGUACACUGACAACGGUAUCUGGAAGGAGAUGAAGUGCCCCAGUGGUCGGGCUUACAACCCUAAUGAUUGCGAGUGCUCUAUAACCGGGAUCAUAUCAUCAACUUACAAAUGCAAACCGGAUGUUGUGCUGUCAUUCAACAAAGGCACAGCUGAAGACGAAUCCGGCAAUGGAAACGUGGUCAAGCUUACGAAUGUCGUUCUAAAGGAUAACGCAGCUUACUUUAACGGUCGCUCCAAGCUCAUCAUCGAAUCCCUGAAACCAACCAUUUACGAUAUGGGAGACUUGGUCAUCAAGAUGAAGUUUAUGGAAGACAAGCGUUAUUCUUCAAGCCUGCAAGGCAUUCUGACCAAUGGUCAUUGUGGCAAGGAAUCGCCAGUCACGCCCUCUGUCUUGGUUGUAAAGGCACAGAACGUGAUCGUUCUUGGGGCGGAGGCCAACUUCUCAAGAUCAAUUGAACUGCCCAUAGUCGACAAACAAUGGAAGGAUAUCAUUUACAUCCACAACAAGGUGAAACUCGAGGGCAGGGUUUGUGGCGCCACUAAGAACGAAUUCUGCGUUGGAAACCUUAAGCCAACUCCUUGCGGGUUCCAGUUUGGAUCGGUUGAUAUCAAACCUUACAUAGGUUUCGUUGGGGCCCUGGACGAGAUCUCCAUAUACAGGUGCAAGCCACUUGAUGCUGUGGUAAACGUUGGUUAUUAAGAUCUAAAGACUUUUUUUCUGCCAAACCAUACGUGUAACACUUUUGUGUGUGUUGUAAUUAUGUUUUGUACUUCAAACAAUUUGAGUCCGUGAAUAUAAUUUUAAGGUUUUUUUUUAUUCAGAAAUAUCUGAAAAAUGUCGCAAUAUUUUUUGUGUGCAUCGUUUGUGAAUUUUUUAUACAACGUAUUUUAUAUGUGCUGUUUUAUUUAUUUGUAGUUGUAUUUCAAACGAUUCUUUGCUUCCUGAAACCAGUGUUACUUUAAAAUAAUGGAAGCCACACUUGAAUAAGUUCUUGUCAUUGUAAGAUUAUAUUCAUGAUUACAUUAAAAACGAAUUAUUGUCAAGAAUGAGGGGUAUGAUCUACUCCAAUUUAAUGUUUGAGCUGUCCUAGUCAUAAUCGUUUACAAAAAACUCGACGUCAUUUGUGUUUGUCACCGAAGCUUUUAGCUCUGCAGUUGAAUAUUUAUUACCAGCCUUUAAUGCUUUGGUCUGUUAUAAUAUUGCAUUAAUUUCUUGCGAUAUCCCGCCUCUCUACACCGUAUAAUUAACAUUCCAGUAAAGCAUUUUCUAAUGUAAGUCGAUUUCAACACAGAAUUAUAUUGGUACACUGUCAGGAUUACAACCCGUUUCACUGAAGACAAUAUUUAAAUUAUAUACGUCUCCAAAACAUACGAUGUACAUCCCGUACACAAACUUCAUGUUUCCAUCAAUGAACAUGUAAUUGUAAUGAUACAUAAAUCCUUAUUCUUCAUGUCAUUGUGUUUUUAGGUUAAUUUUUGUGAAGUGAGUAUUGUCACAUGUUAAUUGUAUACGUCAUUAUGGUUGACUUUAAUGUAACACAUUAAAUCCGUAACAAUGUACACAUGUUACGUUUUCCCUGUCUUUCACAAUUAACGGACAUAAUAAUCAAAUAUGUUAAUUUCAAGUAAUAGACAAACAAAUGAUCUUAUUUUGAACAGUUGGUUGCUUAAAAAAUGCGUAGCUCUUGUAACUUCACAUGUUACAACAUGCACUGAAUGUGCAUUAAUGUUAUAUAUAUAUUCUGUGAUUUCAAAUUGCAUUAUAUUUUCCAUAUUUUCAAAAAACUGUCUACACCAAACACACCAUUCAGAACAAUGAUUAUAUUGAGAAAACUAACUUUUAUGUACCAAAAAGCAUAACAUGUAGAUGUUUGCACCUUGAUCUGUAAAAAAUUUCACAAUUAAUCGUAUUGAAUGUAGUUCCUCAUGCAUUUAUAUGUUCCAUUAUUUAUGUAUCAUUUGUCUUUAUUUAUUUUACUGACAUAUUUUGUUAAAUAAACUGUUUAAUAUACACGUGUAUGUGAGUCUUUAAUUGAUGGCCACUUAUUUUCGAUUUUUAUAAUAACGAAAAAGUUCACUGUUUGAUUCAAAGGACCAACUUGUUAUAAAAUAAGAACUAAAACAUGUAUUUCACCUCAAAGCAUAGCACGGAUUAUAAAUGAGGUCGUCACCUAAUGCAAAACAAUCACUUUUUGUCUCAUUGAUAAACUGUAUUAAACUGUGCGCAUUCAAAACAUACAAUUGUCGCCAUAAUCAA